UCCUACCCAGGUUCCCGCCGCACCAUGUACCGCACACUCCGGCUCCUCGCGUCGGCCGGCCGCGUCCUGCGGGCUCAAGCCUCUGCCUCGGCUUCACCUCCCGCUCCCGGUGGCCGCGCCGUGCUCCGGUUUCGGCUCCCGCUUUCCGCUCGAAUGGCAAGCCAAAAUGCCUAUCGGAUAGAAUAUGAUACUUUUGGUGAACUUAAGGUCCCAAACGAUAAGUAUUAUGGUGCCCAGACUGUGAGAUCUACAAUGAAUUUUAAGAUUGGAGGUGUGACAGAACGCAUGCCAAUCCCAGUUAUUAAAGCUUUUGGCAUCUUGAAGCGAGCAGCUGCUGAAGUAAACCAGGAUUAUGGUCUUGAUCCAAAGAUUGCUGCUGCAAUAAUGAAGGCAGCAGAUGAGGUAGCUGAAGGUAAAUUAAAUGAUCAUUUUCCUCUUGUGGUGUGGCAAACUGGAUCAGGUACCCAGACAAAUAUGAAUGUAAAUGAAGUCAUUAGCAACAGAGCAAUUGAAAUGCUAGGAGGUGAACUUGGCAGCAAAAAACCUGUGCAUCCCAAUGAUCAUGUUAACAAAAGCCAGAGCUCAAAUGAUACUUUCCCCACAGCAAUGCACAUUGCCGCUGCAAUAGAAGUUCAUGAAGUAUUGCUACCAGGACUGCAAAAGCUACACGAUGCUCUCAAUGCAAAAUCUAAAGAGUUUACUCAGAUCAUCAAAAUUGGUCGUACUCAUACACAGGAUGCUGUUCCACUUACGCUUGGCCAGGAAUUUAGUGGUUAUGUUCAACAAGUGAAAUAUGCAACAACAAGAAUAAAAGCUGCCAUGCCAAGGAUUUAUGAGCUGGCAGCUGGAGGCACUGCUGUGGGUACUGGUUUAAAUACUAGAAUUGGCUUUGCGGAAAAGGUUGCUGCAAAAGUGGCUGCACUCACAGGCUUGCCUUUUGUCACAGCGCCAAAUAAAUUUGAAGCUCUGGCUGCACAUGAUGCUUUGGUUGAACUCAGUGGAGCAAUGAACACUACCGCUUGCAGUCUGAUGAAGAUAGCAAAUGAUAUUCGUUUUCUGGGUUCUGGUCCUCGCUCAGGUCUAGGAGAACUAAUUUUGCCUGAAAAUGAACCAGGAAGUAGUAUCAUGCCAGGCAAAGUGAACCCUACCCAGUGUGAAGCAAUGACCAUGGUAGCAGCGCAGGUAAUGGGGAAUCAUGUCGCUGUUACUGUUGGAGGCAGCAAUGGACAUUUUGAGUUGAAUGUUUUCAAGCCAAUGAUGAUUAAAAAUGUGUUACACUCAGCCAGACUGCUGGGAGAUGCAGCCGUUUCCUUUACAGAAAAUUGUGUAGUUGGAAUCCAAGCCAACACAGAAAGGAUCAACAAGUUAAUGAACGAAUCUCUAAUGUUGGUGACAGCUCUUAAUCCUCAUAUAGGAUAUGAUAAGGCAGCAAAGAUCGCUAAGACAGCACACAAAAAUGGAUCAACCUUAAAGGCAACUGCUAUUGAACUUGGCUAUCUCACAGCAGAACAGUUUGAUGAGUGGGUAAAACCUAAGGACAUGCUGGGUCCAAAGUGAUUUAAAUGAAUUUAUCAUAAAAAUAAUUAUGUUGUAUAAAAUAAAAUGGAUUCCAUAUAUUUCAUAAACUUUCAAUAAAUGUGAAAACUGCCAUUGAACUUUAUUCUCUCUAGCAGAGUGAUUUUAUCAGCAUAUAAACCCCCAGGACAUUCUAGGUCCAGAGUGAAUUUAGGUCCAGUGAUGAAGUACUUGUUACAUAUUGCCAAAUCACGUCCUCAGACAUCCUUUAUUUUCCCGUCAUUUGGGGAUACUUGACUUCCUGAGUGAAAAUAUGUAUGUCUGUGGUCAUAGGAGCUUAUACAUGUGUGUGUGCACACACACAUUUAUCAGGAUAGGUUAAAAAUACAUUGUUAGGACCUACAUGUUUCAUGUGCUAAUCACUCACAGACACACACACAACCUUAUUUGAAUUCUCAUAGAAAAAUUAGACUGUGUCAAGAAUUAUAGGCUAUGGAUUAGAAAAGGCAAGGGAAACAGGCAUGUAACUUGCAGAGAAAGGAUGUCAUGAAAUUGUGUCUUGUCUGUCAUCCCUCUGUGUACCAAUGCCAGGAGUUUUCAGCAGGAAUUCAUGUGAAACCAUCUCAGGAGAUUUUAUUUUUUUUAAGAUUCAUUUAUUUAUACAAGAACCAGGGUAUAGGCCACAUAUGCGGGAAAGUGAGAGGAUCCACCAGAGACAGAGU
Molecule: messenger RNA, 2237 nt
Organism: Talpa occidentalis (Iberian mole)
Lineage: Eukaryota; Metazoa; Chordata; Mammalia; Eulipotyphla; Talpidae
Gene: FH
Product: fumarate hydratase
Exons: 10
Coding region: 25-1557 (510 amino acids)
Biological process (GO): fumarate metabolic process; malate metabolic process; tricarboxylic acid cycle
Cellular component (GO): mitochondrion; tricarboxylic acid cycle heteromeric enzyme complex
Molecular function (GO): fumarate hydratase activity
Source: RefSeq, a predicted model, not a curated record